AUGGCGGAGUCCCGCGGGUCCAGCCCGCGGUCCUGCUCUUCGGCGCGCUCGUCCCGGUCGCCGCCGCUCCAGCUGCGGAGGAUCGACCCCGGCGAGGAUGGCGACGGCGGCCCGUGUCAGUCCAACUCGUUCGCGUCGCUGAUGGGGAGCAGCGACUACGUCCCGGGGUACCACUGCUCGUCCAGGUUGUGA
This is a messenger RNA of Ostreobium quekettii, 192 nucleotides long. NCBI's taxonomy places the organism in Eukaryota, Viridiplantae, Chlorophyta, Ulvophyceae, Bryopsidales, Ostreobiaceae. The record is from the annotation of a GenBank genome assembly.